AAGGCUACGGUGGCGCUAUCUGUUCAUUCCAUAGCGGUCGAAUUAGUUAUUUUAGUGAUCCAUUGGAGUAAUCACUUCUGAUCGCCCCUCUGUGCCUGGCGCCUUGAGCGGGGGUUUACCCGGUCUACCGCACGCUAGGGCUCUUAUCAUACCUCCUCCUCUGUUCAUCAAUCUAUAGACGGUCCCCUACCUUUAAGCCAUGCGAGAAGUUUUAACGAACGUAAUGCUGUGGAAUGAUUAUUGCGGACAUAACAUACAGAGUGGUGGAAACCAAAAAUAAAUCGAGCAUUAUUUUUGCACUAGUUGCUCUGAUAACCCGGUGAUGUUGAUAAUUGCGUGGAAUUCCCAUAGACUGACAGUAUUGACGACACACGGGACAAUUUUGUACACGUUUGAGUCUCUUUUUCAGUGCUCUGGUUGAUUUCGAUAUGUUUGGUAAUCUGAAGUGCGUAUGAAAAUAGUGACGAUCUGUGCAGUUACGAUGAACACGUUAUUCGUUCUAAUGUGUUGUGUUAUUGCCAUAGCAAAUUGUCAGGAUAGCAGUGUGAUCAUCAUUGGGCCGAAAUACAUCCAGCCAAGGCAACCCUAUACUGUGGCCGUGAUCAAUCCGUUCAGGACAGAAGUGAUGAUAAAUCUAACUUUAGCUUGUGAUGGUACUGCAUCUCGGCGGACCAAAACUCUCAAAAGAGAGAGUUGUGAUCGUUACUCUCUAAGUGUUCCAGAUGGAAUUAACAUUGAAAGUGAAUGUGCCUUUUUGGCCGCCAACAUUGGCGGAAACAUAAUGGUGAAACAUGAUGUCGAAGUCCGUGUUGCAACGAAGACGCUAUCAAUAUUUAUCACAACCGACAAACCCAUCUACAAGCCCGGCGAUAUAGUAAGAUUCCGGGUGAUUGUGCUCGAUAUGGCAACAAAGCCGGUUAAUCAUAUCAACAGUAUCCAGAUAGAUUUGGAAGACAGCGAAAAGAAAUCCCGGAGGCAGUGGACACGAGCUGUGCUUAACAAAGGAAUUUUUGCAACCGAAUACAGAUUGUCGUCUACACUGGCACUGGGCACGUGGAACAUAACGGCUAUCGUGAUCGAUGGCACUAUCCCCAACGUGCAAUUCCAGCAGUUUGAGGUCCGAGAAUACGUGAUGCCUAAGUUUUUCAUCAACGUAACACUCUUGAGUAUCCCGCUAAUAUCUGACAAAGAGAUCAGCCUGAUGGUCGAAGCAAACUACACAUUCGGAAGUCCAGUUCGGGGAAACAUUCUUGUAGAACUGAUCACCGAUGACGCUUUAAAUGUAGUUGCUGACAUUGAUGAAAAGAGUUUUGAUAGCAAUUCUACUUUCCGGUUAAAGCUGAAGAAAGGACUCACUAUUCUUGAUGACAAAGAUUAUACCAUAGUGAAGGCCAAGGUAUUCCUGAAAGAAAAGUUUUCCGAUUUCACGAUGAACGUAACCAAGGAAAUUCCUGUGUUCAUGUACCCGUAUAAAAUUACACUUAUUAAACCAGCAAAAUACUACCGUCCAGGGGUUCCAUAUCACUGCAAAUUAUCUGUCAAAGAUCACUAUGGAGUUCCAGUAAAAGACAAGUUUAUAACAAUCAAGACCGAUACAGGUAUAAAACAGUCAGCGAAACUUGACAGCCAAGGAAUUGCAUCCUUUGACCUUGCCAUGCCAGAUACAACUGGGUUUGUAGAUAUAGCGGUUGACUUUGAAAACAGAGAAUACAGCGAUAUUGAUACGAUACAAGGCUUGAAAGAUGCACCAACCCAGUACCUACAGAUAUCUUUGCACAAAAGAAAUUUAAGGGACUCGACAGUGACCAUCAUCGUUAAGUCAAAUGAUAAGUUUUCUCAUUUGUAUUACUUUGUUACAAGCCGAGGAAACAUUUUGUUGGCCAAACAUGAGCACUGUUUAAACAAAGUGAAAUAUACGAUUUAUUUUAAACUCUCCGUAGAAAUGACGAUACAGUCUAAAUUUCUUGUCUACACACUCAAUUCCGGCCAGUUGAUUAUGGAUCAUAUCGAACUGGACUUUUUUGCCAAUGAAUUCGAGUUUUCACUUCAAAAACACACAUUUCAACCAGAUCAAAAAGUUAAAAUAAAUGUCAAAGCAGCAGAAGAUUCGUAUGUCGCUUUUCAGGCUAUCGAUCAAGGAGCUCUUCUACUUGGACACGAAGUGUUCGGAAUAACAAUGGCGGAUGUACUUGAAGAUCUCGAUGCAUACACUCCUAAACAAGAUAGUCUCGACCUUGACCCCAUUGAUCCUUUUGGUCUAUUUUUGAAAAGUGCUUUAACUCAUCCAGAUAAGUCAGCCCGCAAUAAACGCUCCAUUCAUCGUACAAAACGCCAUGUUAAAUCCAUACUCCACAGAACUGAUUUCCCAGAAUCGUGGUUUUGGAUGAACUACACAAUGGAAAACAAAAAACAGCUGACCAUAUCUAAAGUAAUUCCCCAUACCAUCACUUCUUGGUAUGUGACUGGGUUUGCCCUGAGCCCUACUCGAGGCUUGGGACUGAUAAAUGAGCCGGCGAAGCUCACUGCCUCCAAGCCAUUCUACAUGAUUGCCAACCUUCCGUACUCGAUCAAACGAAAUGAAGUCGCCCAGAUACAGGUAACCUUGUUCAACUUUAAGUCCAAUUCGAUGACGGUGGACGUCACUUUGUUCAACAAGGCAGAUGAGAUUGAGUUCGUGGAUCGGAAAUCGAACGACACAAGUCGUCGCAGAAACGCAGUUGUGGUAUCGUCCUAUGAACCAGCAUCGAUUUCGUUUCUUAUCAAAGCCAAAAAGAUAGGAGUAAUUGCAAUCAAGAUCGAAGCCGCCAGUCAAUUAAUAACUGAUGGGCUAGAGCACAUGCUUCAUGUAACCCCUGAAAGCCGGUUGUUCAAAAAGUCAGAAGCAGAAUUCGUCAACCUUCAUUCACAUGACAAACAGGAGUUUGACAUACAUCUGACUAUUCCGGAAGAUGUGGAUAACGGCUCGGUCAAGAUUCUUGUAAUUGUUGAUCCUCCAUCCUUAGGAACCGUUGCUCAGAAUUUGAACAAUUUGUUCGCAAUCCCCACUGGUGCUGGCAGUUUAAAUCUUUUGACCUUCAUUCCCAACGUAGUUGUAUUAGAUUACAUCAAGGAGACAAACAAAAAUAGAUCAGUUACUGAGGAAAACGCAAUAAGCUAUCUAUCCAGUGGAUAUAAAAACCAACUGAAGUACAGACAUUCUAACGGAGCAUUUGGCCAAUGGGAUCCACCAGAGAAGGACCCAAGUGUAUUUCUGACGGCACUAGUUGCCAAUGCUUUUAGCACUGCAACCAAACAUAUUGAAAUCGACCAAACCGUAAUCACAGAUGCUUUUUCGUGGAUAAAAGGAAAACAGAAAUCGAACGGAUGCUUCGAAGAAGACGGCGAAAAGAUUUACGAACCCAUGCAGGAUAGUUCAUCCUCUUUUGCCCUCACGGCGUUCAUAGUUGCUGCUAUUAAGGAAAAUAAUGCUACCGCUACACAAUUUAGUGAACUCGUGGAGAAAGCAACGAACUGUUUGGCCGAUAACUUUUAUUCGCUAACAAACACACAUGACAUAGCAUUGGCUACCUAUGCUCUGUCAUUGACGGGGCAUGCCAAUCGGCAGGCAUAUUUAAAUAUGCUUAUAAAAGAUUCCCACUAUGAGAAUAACGAACGCUACUGGCACGAAGAUUUGAAACUGGAAAUUGCAGGAUACGCUCUUUUAUCCUACCUAGCACAGAAUAUGUACUAUGAUGCUAUUCCCAUUAUGAAGUGGUUGAACAAACAGCGAUACUCUACUGGAGCAUUUGCCGGCGUUCACAGCACUUUUGUUGCAUUGAAAGCACUUGGAAAAAUGGCUAGAUAUCUUAAUAAACAGCAUCAUGAUUAUACGGUUCAUGUAAGAUAUGAUGACCAUCAUCAAUCAUUUGGAGUCGUACAUUCAGACAAUUUGGAACCGAUCCACCAUGACAUUCCUGGUGACACCCGCUUGAUUAAUUUUGAAGUAGUAGGUACUGGCUUUGGUUUGCUCCAAGUGACGUACGAAUACUUUUUGAAUAUCCAAGCGCCUCUUGAAAGGCCUUCAUUCAAUCUCGAUGUAAACGUUCUCGAUACCAGCACUUUAGAAAUUCAAUAUCUGUACGUGUGCUUAAGCUAUAUACCUGGGGAAGUUUAUACAACUUCUGGACUUACCUUGGUGGAAGUGUACCUUCCGAGCGGACUCGUGGUCCACGAGAACGCAGUUAAAGAUCGAAGUCGUCGUAUAAAAAGAACCGAACGAGCCUUCCACAACACCGCCAUGUUUGUGUAUUACAAUGAAGUGAGCAAGAAUCAAGAGUGCUUCGAAAUAACGGCAUACCGGAAAUAUCAGAUCGCAUUACACCGACCGGCCUACGUAGUAGUAUAUGAUACCAAUAAUAUGGAUAAGUACGCUGUAAAAUCGUACGAAGGCAAGGUGCUACAGCCGUGCCAAAUAUGCGACAGGGACGAUUGCAGAUCGAUGAAUUGUUAGCAUACAUGAACCGCAAAGCAAUUGCUGAAUUCAUCAAAACGAAGACCAGUUGUUUUUCACUCAGACGCUUGCGUUAUUUUAAUUAUCUACAUGAAAAUUUCUGGUCAGACAAGUUGACAGUUUAAUUUAUUGAAUGAAUUGAACAAAACUAUAACGACGUUUAGUCUCAUAGUUAAGACAUUAAUUGAUUAAAUUCAGAAGCUUUCAAUAGUUUCAUUGAUAAAAAUCGAUUAAAAUAAUAACGCGCACUGAAACGAAAAAUACGAGCUACAGCAAAUAAAUGAUAAAACAAAAAAAAGUCUUUAAUAACAGAGAGAUGCGAAUGCCUAGAUUUUGUAAGAUACAACGAUCACCCUUACACCGAGUUCGUGGGGCAAUACCAGGCUGGAUUUAUGGGUGAACGCGCUACAAAGGAUCAGAUGUUCGCCAUCCGCGAAUGUAACAUGUCAACACAUCAUUUACUCAUCGAUUUUCAAUCGGCGUAUGAUACAAUCGAUGGCAGAUUAUGCACGAAUGUGGAUUCCCGGAUAAACUAAUACGAUUAAUCUAGGCGACGAUGGAUCGAAUGAUGUGCGUAGUUCGAGUAUCAGGGACACUCUCGAGUCCUUUCGAAUUUCGCAGAGGGUUACGGCAAGGUGAUGGUCUUUCGUGCUUGCUGUUUAACAUUGCCUUAGUGCAGUGGUGCUCAGUGCUUUCCGCUUUGGUUAGAAAU
This is a messenger RNA of Aedes albopictus (Asian tiger mosquito), 5201 nucleotides long. RefSeq names its product thioester-containing protein 1 allele R1-like. Gene Ontology annotation, cellular component: extracellular region. The transcript has 13 exons. Gene Ontology annotation, molecular function: endopeptidase inhibitor activity. The coding region runs from base 452 to 4489 and encodes 1345 amino acids. NCBI's taxonomy places the organism in Eukaryota, Metazoa, Arthropoda, Insecta, Diptera, Culicidae. The record is from RefSeq and is a predicted model, not a curated record.